This is a messenger RNA of Stereum hirsutum FP-91666 SS1, 1161 nucleotides long. RefSeq lists its product as uncharacterized. The transcript is spliced from 2 exons. Gene Ontology annotation, molecular function: oxidoreductase activity, acting on the CH-CH group of donors. Bases 1 to 1035 code for a protein of 344 amino acids. Lineage: Eukaryota; Fungi; Basidiomycota; Agaricomycetes; Russulales; Stereaceae. The record is from RefSeq and is a predicted model, not a curated record. Gene Ontology annotation, biological process: lipid metabolic process.
AUGUCCUCCUCUUUUCUGGACAGUCUCACGGAAAUAGAUUAUCAACAUAUCUACACCGUCACUAAACGGUGGUUCAUUUAUGUGCCCGCCCUUGUUGCACCAUUUACUCUGGUCUACGAUGCACCCUUCGGCCGCUUCGCGACUCCCAACUCAAUUCUUGCGAUUGAUGGCAUAAAGUCAUGGAUUGUAAUGGAGACAGUCUCACCAUUGACCUUUCUCACCACCCUCGCCCUCCAUCCGUUCUCCCGCACUCCAUUUGAGGCACCUGUCCCCUCCAACAAUUUCCACCUGACGCCACAGGCAUUGCUGGCAGCCUGUUUCCUCACGCACUACGCGAACAGAGCGCUCAUUUCACCGCUCCGGAGCCCUUCGCGAUCCUCUUCUCACCCUAUGGUCGUGCUGGCUGCGUUUGUGUUCAACAUCCCCAAUGGAUUCAUGAUGGCUGCCUACCUCUCCGCCACCUCCACAGCUUCCUACCUAUCAGGCACUUUCUCGACGCCCCGAUUUUGGCUCGGUAUAGCUAUGUGGAUCGUAGGAUUUGCGGGAAACAUAAUCCACGACGAGAUCCUCUAUAAUCUUCGCCGUAAAGCCAGCGCUAAAGGCAAAGGCAAGGAAGAGGAUCGCUCCCCCACAGAGGAUUCUAAGGGCACGACAAAACCCAAACAAACGCAUCACUACUCCAUCCCUCACGGUCUUCUUUAUAAAUACAUAUCCUACCCCAACUAUUUCUGCGAAUGGGUCGAAUGGCUUGGCUUCGCACUCGCCGCGUCACCAGGACCUUCCUUUUCCCUUCUCAAAUCGUUAGGACCAGCAGCAUGGACAGUGGUGGUGCAGAGUUUGAUCAAGGGGGAUUUGAAGACUGUCGGAGGGGUGUUGGGUCCGUUCGCGGAUUCGGUGAGCGCGCCAUGGGCAUUCUUGUUGGCCGAGGUAUUGUUGAUGCUGCCGAGGGCGAUGAGGGGACAUUGGUGGUAUCACGAGAAGUUUGGGGAAAGCUACCCAAAGGAGAGGACGGCUGUUAUCCCGUUUUUGCUGUGAAGUUUGAGGUUGAGAGGACUUUAUAAGGGUAGUGUACGAUUAAAGCUGUUGGACCCUGUGACGGACCUUGUCUGGAUUUUGUUAUGUUGGCCUGAACAGAUUUCCGGAGCAGCUUGCUCGACUCGC